AUGGCUUCUGAAUCCGGCGAUUCCUUCUACGCUAGUGAAUCCUCUAGCACCUCUCAAGCAGAGGAUUCUAUUAUUAAUUCCUCUCAGAUAUCAAUUAAUAUUAAUAUUACUUCUAAUGAGUUUAAUUCUUUAUUAUCUUAUUUAAAUAACUCUAGUCCUACUGUUAAUUAUAGAGGCUUAACUGAAAACUUAGGCUUUGAAUACUUAAAUAGUGCACAUACUGGCUUAUAUAUACAAGAAGUCUUUGAAGAAAAUAAAUUAUCUUAUAAAGAUCAAGAAAAAGUAUUAAAAAAUAACUAUAGUAAUAUUGGAAAGCUGAAAAGAUUAGGUAAAGAAUUCCCUGUUAAUAGUUAUAAAACAAAAAUACCCCUCUUUACUAAUCUUUCUCUAGCCCUAUAUACUUCUAAAGAAAACCAAGUAGAUGAAGAAUUCUACUAA
Molecule: messenger RNA, 438 nt
Organism: Colletotrichum navitas
Lineage: Eukaryota; Fungi; Ascomycota; Sordariomycetes; Glomerellales; Glomerellaceae
Exons: 11
Coding region: 1-438 (145 amino acids)
Source: RefSeq, a predicted model, not a curated record